Molecule: messenger RNA, 537 nt
Organism: Cryptotermes secundus
Lineage: Eukaryota; Metazoa; Arthropoda; Insecta; Blattodea; Kalotermitidae
Product: zinc finger MYM-type protein 6-like
Exons: 1
Coding region: 1-537 (178 amino acids)
Source: RefSeq, a predicted model, not a curated record
AUGACAGUUUGUAGAAGAAUUUCAGACAUUCCUGACAAUUUAUCUCAGCAUUUAAUUGAGAAGUUGCAUAACAAGUGCUUUGCACUUCAAGUGGAUGAGGCGACUGCUAUUCAUAAAGAUGCUCAUUUGAUUGAGUAUGUUCGUUUUGUUGACGAGUGUAAUAUGCAAGAGGAAUUGUUUUUGUGUGAGCCUAUCUUGAAAACAGCAACAGCUCAAAGCCUUUUUGACAUGAAUAAUGCUUUCUUUAAUGAAAAUGGGAUAUGUACAGAUGGAGCUCAUUCAACGUCUGGAUUCCGUGCUGGAUUACAAGCAAAUAUUAAAGCUGUUGCUCCCGAAGCGGUAUGGACUCACUGUAUGAUACAUCGGGAGGCUCUGGCAGCUAAUGAACUCAGCCCACCCCUUCAUGAAGCACUGCAAAUGAUUGUAAAAACCGUCAAUGUUAACAAGACAAAUCAUCUGAAGUCUAGAAUUUUUAAAAUGCUGCAUGAGGAAAAGGGUGCCGAACACACUGCUCUGUUCUUUUUUGGUGGUGCUUGA